AUGCUACUACAAGUCCCUUGGCCAUUUUUGGAGCGGAUGUCCAGAAGCCAGCGUGAAUCCCUGAGCCAGACCCCUGAUACGGCUAUGUCUGUGUCCUCCUCAGUGGCUGAGUUUUUGGAGGGUAAGGAUCUCCAGUAUCGCAACAACAUCGAGUACAUCAAGUCCGUACACAAGGGCCUAACUGAGGCACUCGAUUCUCAACUACUAUCGAAGAAGGAGUUUAUCGAAGCUGUCAAUCCAUUCUUGGAGAGGAUGCAUGUAGUCCGUGAGGAGAUGAAGGUUCUCUCUCGACAGCGGAAGUGUAUCCAAGACGACCUUGAAGACCAUGGUCCAUUUAAGCGGAGACGGAUUGGGGAGCUGAGAACAGAGAUCCUCGAAAGAGCCUAUUCUAGCAGCAUCAUCGCCCGUGUUAUGGCCACUGCAGGGAAGCAACUUCGACUCACCAAUUUUAAUCAGUCUGCCUUCAAGAAGUUGGUCCUCAAGUACUAUGCUAUUCCUGAGGGGGGUUGGUGCCAUUUAACCGGCCGGUGGGCCACCAAAGCGAUCAAAGCGGCACAUUUAGUGCCGAAGAGCCUCUCUACUGAUGAGGUGGCGCACCUAUUUGGGGUUGAGGAGCUUGUAUUGGAGGAUCCUUCGAAUUCUCUACUACUCCACAACAGUGUUGAACGUGCCUUAGACACCGGCAAGAUUGUUUUUGUUCCUAUCCUAGAAGACAAUGAGGUCGGGAAUCCUUCGCGGUGGAGAUGUGUCCUCGCGGAUGAAUCUGCCCGCAAUAAUUGCGCUAUUGAGCACCCCAGCGGGGUCCUGAAGUGGGACGAUCUUGACGGGAGAGAGCUGGUCUUUCAUGGCGGCGCUAGACCAGCCAAGAGGUACAUGUACUUCCGGUUCAUCGUCACGUACCUAUACCACAAGCAGCAGAAGGAGGUGUCCUCUGCUAGCCAGGGAGAGAAGGAUAAAGCCUUCGCAUCAUUUACCGAAAGGGUAGAGACGAGCAAAAGGUUCUGGCCAACGCCUGGUCCGUACCUACGGCGCUCGAUGCUCUGUACUCUCGCCCGAAAUAUCUCCGGCAGUGAAAUUCCCCCUGAGUUGAUCAAGGAUACAACCUUUGAGGGGCAGACCCCCGACCAUGACGACAUGGAAGAGGGUCUGGUAUCAGCGCGGGAGGUGUACAGUGCGAUGAUUGACUCUGUCAAGAAACACGAGAUGGACUCGGAGCAAGAGGAGAGUUCAGAGGAAGAAGGGGCAUGGGAUUCUGGAGAUAAGCCGAUGUUUGACUAUUAG
This is a messenger RNA of Penicillium taxi, 1281 nucleotides long. RefSeq names its product HNH endonuclease signature motif containing protein. Bases 1 to 1281 code for a protein of 426 amino acids. NCBI's taxonomy places the organism in Eukaryota, Fungi, Ascomycota, Eurotiomycetes, Eurotiales, Aspergillaceae. The record is from RefSeq and is a predicted model, not a curated record. The transcript has a single exon.